UCCUGCACAGGGUCAAUCCUUGACGAGACAGGCAGAGCCAUGCUGCAGCCCUUCAAUAAUAUUAAUUCUAUCCAAUAAUAAUUAAAGACAAAAUUUAUGAUUUUGUUUGAGGGGGCAAUUGCAUGCCUCGUGAUACGGAUGGCCUUUUGACCACAUGGGAGAAUGACAUCUGAUUCUAGUUGCCUUUGCCUGCGAGGAAUUAUUGUGACAUGUAGGAUUCCGUAAAAUAAAAAAGGAGCAGUUUGAUUUGCUGACAACUAGCAUUAGGAAGCCUGACAAAGACACGUCAAUGGCGUCUGUAAUUGACACUCAUCGCACCCAUAUAGUGCCCCCACGGAUAGUUCUGCAGGAUAUGGAUGAAGAUGUGGAGAGGAUGGAGAGUGGAGAGUCAAAGGACGAAUCUCCAUCUGGUCCACAGGCACUCUUUAAUGUCAACAACAGCAACAACAAUGAAGAGGAGGACAAGAAGAAAAAGAAAAAAGAGAAAAAGGAGAAAAAAGCCAAAAAAGAAAAGAAGGAAAAGAAAGAAAAGAAGAAGGACAAAGAAAAGGCGAAAGAAGAGAAAGAAAAAGCAGAAAAGGAAAAAGAGAAGGAGAAAGACAAGGAAAAGGAGAAAAAGGAACAACCAAAGAAGGAACUUUAUAUCAUUGACCCAGCGGGAAACAUGUACUACAACUGGCUGUUUGUCAUCACGAUGCCUGUUAUGUAUAACUGGACCAUGAUCAUUGCAAGAGCCUGUUUUGAAGAGCUCCAACAUGACUACCUGAUCACGUGGUUCAUUGUAGACUAUGUGUCAGACUUGAUAUACCUAGCCGACAUGUUAUUCAGGACACGGACAGGCUACCUGGAGCAAGGAUUGCUAGUGAGGGAUGAAAAGAAACUGAGGGAACGAUACAUGGACACUACUCAGUUUAAAAUAGACCUGCUGUCUAUGAUACCAACCGAUGUCAUGUACUUCAAAAUGGGACUCAACUACCCUGAGAUCCGACUCAAUAAGUUGUUCAGAGUGGGCCGAAUGUUUGAAUUCUUUCAGAGAACAGAAACAAGGACCAACUAUCCCAACAUUUUUCGAAUCUCCAACCUUGUCAUGUACAUCGUAAUCAUCAUUCACUGGAAUGCUUGCCUUUACUUCUCCUUCUCUAAAGCGAUUGGUUUUGGGGCAGACACAUGGGUCUACCCUAAUGUUUCCGAUCCAGAGUUUGGACGACUUGUCAGGAAAUAUGCGUACAGCCUUUACUGGUCUACACUAACACUGACCACCAUUGGUGAGACCCCUCCUCCAGUCCAAGACUCUGAAUACUUCUUUGUUGUCAUCGAUUUCCUGGUUGGCGUGUUGAUUUUCGCUACCAUUGUCGGUAACGUCGGCUCAAUGAUCUCCAAUAUGAAUGCUGCCAGGGCAGAUUUCCAGGCAAGGAUUGAUGCUAUUAAACAGUAUAUGCACUUUCGCAAAGUCAGCAAGGAUCUGGAAAAGAGAGUUAUAAAGUGGUUUGACUACUUGUGGACCAACAAGAAAGCUGUGGAUGAAAGAGAAGUCCUGAAGUAUCUCCCAGACAAACUGCGAGCUGAGAUCGCUAUCAACGUCCACCUGGACACUCUGAAAAAGGUACGGAUCUUUGCUGACUGUGAGGCAGGACUUUUGAUUGAACUGGUCUUGAAGCUGCGACCUCAAGUCUACAGCCCAGGCGACUAUAUAUGCCGAAAGGGGGAUAUUGGCCGGGAAAUGUACAUCAUCAAGGAAGGCAAGCUGGCUGUCGUUGCUGAUGAUGGGAUCACGCAGUUUGUGGUUUUGAGCGAUGGCAGCUACUUUGGGGAAAUAAGUAUCCUGAACAUUAAAGGCAGUAAAGCUGGGAACCGUAGAACUGCCAAUAUUCGCAGUAUUGGAUAUUCGGAUCUGUUCUGCCUUUCCAAGGAUGACCUGAUGGAAGCCCUCACUGAGUACCCAGAUGCAAAGGCCAUGCUUGAAGAGAAAGGAAGACAAAUCCUCAUGAAGGAUGGGCUGCUCGAUCUGGACAUAGCCAAGCUAGGACCUGACCCAAAGGACAUGGAGGAGAAAGUUAACAAAAUGUAUGGAAAUUUGGAGACCCUGCAGACUAAGUUUGCCAGACUAUUAGCCGAGUAUGAGGCAGCUCAGCAGAAGCUGAAGCAGCGGGUGACUAAGAUCGAAAACAAGCUGAUGUCUUCUGGGCAGGUUGUGAUGUCUGAACUGGUGGAUCCAGAGGCUGGAGCUGAACCUGCUGAAGCAAAGGAGAAAGAUUAGGGUGAAGCUGAAUAGAGUUAAGUUGCAGUACAGCAGUGCUGUGGACAUUCUGUGCUGGACCUAAAGUCCAAAACUUUCCUACAGCACAGUGUUGUAAAAUACUUUGUAAUUAUCCACCUUAUUAAACACACUGUGUAAAUAUGAGUAAGUGAAGAAUAAUUAAAAGAAACAACAUUCUGCAAGA
Messenger RNA from Lepisosteus oculatus (spotted gar), 2441 nucleotides. It is a transcript of the gene cnga1b, whose product is annotated as cyclic nucleotide gated channel subunit alpha 1b. Gene Ontology annotation, cellular component: intracellular cyclic nucleotide activated cation channel complex; plasma membrane. NCBI's taxonomy places the organism in Eukaryota, Metazoa, Chordata, Actinopteri, Semionotiformes, Lepisosteidae. Gene Ontology annotation, biological process: monoatomic cation transmembrane transport. Gene Ontology annotation, molecular function: protein-containing complex binding; intracellularly cAMP-activated cation channel activity; intracellularly cGMP-activated cation channel activity. The record is from RefSeq and is a predicted model, not a curated record.